ACCAAAGAAAAAGAAGAAGACUAGCCGAUGGUCUCCGCCCCUUUCUCCUCCCCUGAUUCGUAUAAUUACUAUAUAGAAAAAAUGUGGCUAACUAGCGGGGAACUGGGUGGAUACAACACGAUUCACAAUGUAACAUAAGUGGAGCGAUAUAAAGAAUGGGCAGAGAAAGUCUAACGGACUUUAGAAAUGUGUUGUUGACCAGACAAAGGAAGAGUUCUACAAAACAAGGUGCUCAUGAAGAAUGGAACUAACCAUGUUUAACAUUUAACUUUGAUCAUUGAACACACCCUAAUGGAUUACGUAAACUCUGCUGAACCAGAUGUUGAUGCCUUCAUCUGCACAGAAUGUGGGGAUGGCUUCAGGCGCUACCUUGACUUGGUUAAACACAUUACUGUUCAUGAACGACUCAGGACUUAUGAACGAACAGAUUCAUUUUCCCUUGACAGUUUGCCCAAUGGGUUUCAAGUUCCCCGUGAGUAUGCUCUCCAUGAAAAUGGAACUUUCAUAGUGGUUGACAGAUCUGGACCAUCAAACAACCCUUCUGUCAAGCAGCCAUCUUCAAAUCCUUCACCUUAUCAGAAUUCAAAGACCAUUGUACUUACAACUAAGCCAGCCAAAACUGAUCUUCAUGUUAACACAGUAUCUCACUCCCAGUGCCGCAGUGUCUCUCCUCUAAAACAGUACCGAUGCGAAACAUGUGGAAAAUCGUUUAACAACAAGCUGAGUUUACAACACCAUCAACAGUAUCGGAAUUUAGAGCAAGGUUUUAAGUGCACCUUGUGUUGCAAGAUCUUCAGAGAUAAAGAGAGGCUAAGGGAACAUCUCCAAGAACAUGCCCAUGAAAUAUUUUACUGUUGUGAUCAGUGUGGAAAACGCUUUCUGAAACAAGAGACAGUGUAUGCUCAUCAAAAAGAGCAGCAUGGAUCGCUGGGGUUCAAACAAAUGGGGAAGUCAGAGAAUAGUCAAGAGAACAUAAUACAGAAAACAUAUCCCUGUAAGAAGUGUAAUCUGUGUUUUUUCUGGCUCUCCGACAUGCAGAGCCACUUACUCAGUCAUUCCAAAGACAAACUAUUAUCUGUGAACUCUUCAUCCAAAAUCGAGCAACAGUCUCAGAAAGAUGAGGUAUCACAUACCAUAGAGUACAGCGACAGCACCCCUACCGAUGUGACCAAACAGUACAGCAGCGGCACCCCGACUACCGAUGUGACCAAACAGUACAGCAGUGACGCAACUGUCGAUGUGAAGACCCACAAUGGCAAAUCUGAUUCCAAAACACCAUCCUCUUUCAGACCAUACCGCUGUGGUUUGUGUGGAGAUCGCUUCCAGCAGUUAACAGACUUGAAGGAGCAUCAUCUUACCCAUCAAACACAGGAAGAAAUUGACAAGUUAAAUAAGGAUUCAGAGUCACAAAGAGUUGUAAAAAAGUGGCAAAGGUAUACUCGCAUUGAGUGCAUCGUAACAAAAGCACCUGCAAGGAAGGGAGGAAGGCCCCCACUUUAUAAAAAAGGCUCUGGGACAAAAUUACAUCCAUGCAAGCACUGCCACCGUGUAUUCAGUCACUCAAGUAGUCUGUCUCGGCACAAUAGAUCCCACAAGGGGACUCUUCACACUUGUGUUCUCUGUGGGAAACAUUUUCCACAACGCUGUGAUGUCCGGAGGCAUAUAGCCAUGUAUCACAAACCUGAAUUAGAGAAGAAGCCAAGUCUUAAGUACUUGGCAUUGCAUUCUAAACCAGAUGGUGGUUCCCAAUUGAAUUCUGAUGUGUUGGAAAAGAAUGUGUCAUCUAAAAUAAAACCCAAAAAGUCUUUAGACAGUGUUGUUGCAGAAUUGGACAGUGACAAUGGUGAAGAUCAGCAAACCACAUCUACUGGAGAAGUGUCCGCUGCUCCUAAGGUACGGAGGAACUACAAGUGUGACCAAUGUGGGAAAAAGUUUGGACUGCUGUGUGUGUACCAACGGCAUUUGCGGUACCACAAAAGGGAACCAGGUAGUGAAAUGGGUAAGUGCCCUCACUGUCCAAGUCGCUUCCGGAGUUCUUCUGCUCUAAGACGCCAUCUUGAGAUUCACCCAAGUCAGUCAAGGGGGGAAAUGGACAUGGAAGGACGGGCAUCUCCCACUGCUGACUCCAAUCCAGACCUGGACUCUGACCAAGACAAUGUAAAGGAUUUAGUGGGUCAUGGGGACAUUGACGAUGUCAAGGGUGGGAAUGGUGAAAAAAUUGGUCCAGCAGAGGUGCUGUACGAAUGCACUGAGUGUACAGAGACUUUUUCCUCCUUGCAGAAGUUUCUGAAGCACCAGAGUUCUCAUGGGUCCGAUAACCUUGGCUAAUGGAAACUAUGCAUGGUAUUUAUAUCCGGAGGUCCGAACCCUAACUUGAGAUCAAUGCACAUACCACAUAUUGUUGCACUGUUAUGCAGACCUCAAUUCAUGAUUUACGAAAGUCUGAGUUACGUGCAUGUCUCAAGUUAGGAUUCUUGCCUUGAUGAUGGAGCAGUUUAACAAGUGUUGAAUUUUUUUAUUUUUUUUAGCAAUGACUUGAGGAACUACAACCAGUAUGGUUCUUGGGGUGGGUGGGUCAUUCAUUCUGAACCAGAGUAGGAUGACAUUGAUGUAGCACUGCAUAGAUCGAGAUGGUGACUUAAGAACUGGGAAUUACUGAGAUUUUUUAAUGUAUUUUCUACAAUCAUGUGAAUUUGAGGUUAGUUUUGUAUCAAUGUUUUAGAUUGUUUUGGUUACUUCAGUUAAACCUUUGACAAAACCCCUGGAAAUGCCAUGGGAAUAAUGCCUUAAUAUGCUCAUUAUUGAAGCUAGUAGUCGAGCACAAUUUGCUAAAGACCCAUGGACCCAUGCAAACCGUUAAGAUGCGGUAACAAUGACUGUCCAUUUUGUAAAGUAAUUAGAAAUGUUUUUUUAUUUUUUACAUGUGCAUUUCCAUUGGGAUUUCACUUAAACUAUUUAAGAGAUUAUUUAUUUGCAAUUGCCAAGCCUUUACAUCCAUGGUGAAACCUGUCAAGGUGGGAUGUUCCCAAACUACCAGACCAGGAAUGUUGGUAUCGUUUUGAAAGGCUUUCUCAUGUAUCAUCUUUUCACUAUAUUGUGGCCAUGUCUCUCAAUUCACAAACUGGUUCUGUUAUCUAGAUCCGUGGUUCCCAAUGAGGGGUACUAGGACCUCUGGGAGUACUUAGCCUAUCCACAGGGGGUACUUGAGAAGACUCAUGAGACCAUAGGCCUAGUGUAAAAUGCACAUGAGGGGGUACUUCAGGGGUUGUCUGGGCAGAGCAAAAUUCAGUUGGUGGUACAGUAACCGAAAAAGAUUGGGAACCACUGCCCUAGAUGAUUUCUGCUGCCAGUCCUCCGGGUGGCCACGGAUCUGUUAACGCAUGAUCAUGUUUUUCCUUAGGACACGACAAGGUCCAGUGAUUCCAAUGCAAGCCACACGUAGCAUUGUGAUGUAAAUUAGCCUUUUCAAAUGGUACUGUUGCUUCCUUUACUGCCUUCCAAACAAAUGCAUUGGCCCUGAUUUUAAAUGUUACUUUUAUGCCAUUAAAGUUGAAAGAAAUGUAUUUUUUCCUAGAAAUCAAAGAUUGACCUUUUUUAAAUGACCCACCAGUCAUGGUUUUCAACUAAUGAUGAAUGUGAUAUGGUGGAAAUGUCAUUUUUGUGACUUUCCAACUUGUGGUAGGCUAGAUAUUUUUCUGCCAGUGCUUUGUUGCCUACACACUGGAAUGUUCAUCCUACACAAGUUAUAAGAGAAGCACCAUGUCUAAGAUCCAUAGGAUGAUGGUUUAUAUCAAUUAUAUACACUGCUCAAAAAAAUAAAGGGAACACUAAAAUAACACAUCCUAGAUCUGAAUGAAUGAAAUAUUCUUAUUAAAUACUUUUUUCUUUACAUAGUUGAAUGUGCUGACAACAAAAUAACACAAAAAUGAUCAAUGGAAAUCAAAUUUAUCAACCCAUGGAGGUCUGGAUUUGGAGUCACACUCAAAAUUAAAGUGGUAAACCACACUACAGGCUGAUCCAACUUUGAUGUAAUGUCCUUAAAACAAGUCAAAAUGAGGCUCAGUAGUGUGUGUGGCCUGUAUGACCUCCCUACAACGCCUGGGCAUGCUCCUGAUGAGGUGGCGGAUGGUCUCCUGAGGGAUCUCCUCCCAGACCUGGACUAAAGCAUUCGCCAACUCCUGGACAGUCUGGAUGGAGCGAGACAUGAUGUCCCAGAUGUGCUCAAUUGGAUUCAGGUCUGGGGAACAGGCGGGCCAGUCCAUAGCAUCAAUACCUUCCUCUUGCAGGAACUGCUGACACACUCCAGCCACAUGAGGUCUAGCAUUGUCUUGCAUUAGGAGGAACCCAGGGCCAACCGCACCAGCACAUGGUCUCACAAGGGGUCUGAGGAUCGCAUCUCGGUAUCUAACGGCAGUCAGGCUACCUCUGGCGAGCACAUGGAGGGCUGUGCGGCCCCCCAAAGAAAUGUCAACCCACACCAUGACUGACCCACCGCCAAACCGGUCAUGCUGGUGGAUGUUUUAGGCAGCAGAACGUUCUCCACGGCGUCUCCAGACUGCCACGUCUGUCGCAUGUGCUCAGUGUGAACCUGCUUUCAUCUGUGAAGAGCACAGGGCGCCUGUGGCGAAUUUGCCAAUCUUGGUGUUCUCUGGCAAAUGUCAAACGUCUUGCACGGUGUUGGGCUGGAAGCACAACCCCCACCUGUGGACGUUCGGCCCUCAUACCACCCUCAUGGAGUCUGUUUCUGACCGUUUGAGCAGACACAUGCACAUUUGUGGCCUGCUGGAGGUCAUUUUGCAGGGCUCUGGCAGUGCUCCUCCUUGCAUAAAGGCGGAGGUAGCGGUCCUGCUGCUGGGUUGUUGCCCUCCUACGGCCUCCUCCACGUCUCCUGAUGUACUGGCCUGUCUCCUGGUAGCGCCUCCAUGCUCUGGACACUACGCUGACAGACACAGCAAACCUUCUUGCCACAGCUUGCAUUGAUGUGCCAUCCUGGAUGAGCUGCACUACCUGAGCCACUUGUGUGGGUUGUAGACUCCGUCUCAUGCUACCACUAGAGUGAAAGCACCGCCAGCAUUCAAAAGUGACCAAAACAUCAGCAAGGAAGCAUAGGAACUGAUAAGUGGUCUGUGGUCCCCACCUGCAGAACCACUCCUUUAUUAGGGGUGUCUUGCUAAUUGCCUAUAAUUUCCACCUGUUGUCUAUUCCAUUUGCACAACAGCAUGUGAAAUUUAUUGUCAAUCAGUGUUGCUUCCUAAGUGGACAGUUUGAUUUCACAGAAGUGUGAUUGACUUGGAGUUACAUUGUGUUGUUUAAGUGUUCCCUUUAUUUUUUUGAGCAGUGUAUAAGAUAGGAUGUAGUCUCGUCUAUAAAGAAACAUCAUGGCGAGUUCAGGCUUCUAAAUGGAUCUGUGUUGAACACAAGCAAUUCAGUAGAUCAGACUUGUUCAGAAUCAUGUAGCCAGAAGGAUAGAGGUGUCUUAGGGGGGAAAGGAAAAUUGCCUCUAUGACCAGCGUGAUCUUGUUCUAGAAACAUCUGCCCAAAUGCUCAGUCUGGUGGAUCAAAGAGUCAAACUUGGCCUUUGUUAGCCAAUACAGAAAGCCUGGGAGAAACUACCAGUGCAAAGGCAUUGAUUGGUUAAAUCUGUUUAAUCUACCAACCAAUCAUCUUCCACAAACACUUCCUCAUAACCUCGCAGUUGUGUGAUUUGCUCAAAUUAAAUGAUGACAAAUACUUUACUCAAGUCACUGAACCGUUCAUAUCCCAGGCUUAGAUGCACUUUGCGCAAUAGCCUGGGGACAAGGUUAUGAAAAGCGUCACUGUCCUUUGCACUGAAUUGAUUUAGCUAUUAUCUGGUUAACAGUACACGGAAUAAGGAAUUGAGUGCCGGUUAACAAACUAUGCAUUUAAUUACCUCGCUAGUUACAGGUCACGUCAAUGUGCCAUCCAGGGGUGUCUUCAUUACGUCUUACAACUUUAACAGUUUACCGUUUAAGAACCAAGAGGAACGGUGAGGGCCCAACUAAAGUUGAAAAAUGUUGAGUUGGAGUGAACGGUUUCAAACGGUUUGCAACAGAAUCGGCGUAAUUAAUAUACCCCAGGUAGGUUUGUAUUGAAUUGCUAAUGUACUUUUCCAUUCUGGAAAAUGCCAUUCUGAGCAGAGGAACAUGGCCAUUGUUUCCAGAGCCGCAAAGGUUGUGGAAAGCACAUGACUCAUUGACAUACCGGAUGAAAUCAAGUCCUGGAGCAUUACCUAUUGCUUCCCAAAAGCAAUGAAUGUCCUGUGCAAAGCAAGGGAAACAACAACCACAACACUUGCAUGAUGGACUGACUAGCUCACCACCAACUAGCUAGCGAUUCCACAUCGGCUACAUAAGUGUCUAUGUAAAGGACAUGUAAGUGAGCACGAAUUUCUCCUGAUUAGGCUUGCACAGAGGCUCAGACCUUUGCCUUACUAGCACACCUACUAACCCUCCUGAAGUGCCUUACCAGUUGGAGGAUUGCAAAAAAAUAAAUAAUUUGCUGGCAGAAGUGGGGACACUUCAGGCUGAGAGUAAUUUUCACACAUGCCCAUGUGCUACGCUCGCCCAUCAAACUUACUCAAUAGUGACCCCAGUGCAACUAUAGACCUGUGUCACGGCACCAUUGUAAAGGACGAGUACCACUUUCUCCUGAUUUGGCUCACACGAGGCUCAAACCCAGGAUACCUGCCUUGCUAUCCCACAUGACUGCCCUCCUGAAGUGUCUUACCAGUUGGCGCCAUGCAAAAAGCUAACUAUUCACUGGCGCAAGUUAGGAUAGUUCAAGCUGAGGAGUAAGUUUCACACACCCCCAUGUGCUAAAUCCACAAAUUAGACUUUCACGUAAAUCAUUCAUUAACGCCAAUGGGAGACUUACAGAGACAUUUGUUUUAAGGGUACGGAUCUCAAGGCUGAGUAACCUUAUUUACUUUUCUACAAUCAUUGGUUAGCUUGUAUGAACUUUGAGACCUGUCUUUACACCGAUAAUCAAUUGGUAGGGAGUCAAGAAAGAGUUGGGUUUUCUCCACAUGAUCAGUCAAAAGCACACUUCAUUCCAAGAAGCUAUGCUGAUCAUCAUGGAUGCAUCCACUUUAACUUACUGUACCCAAAUUCAAUCAAGCGGUUUCAUCCAUAUGAUGGUGACAGUAUGCUUGUAGGCCUGUAUUUUUAUUUUAUUUUUACUGAUGUUACAUUUAUUUGUGUCAUUGUCCCUCAUGACGUCCAUACCCAAGGUACAUGCUGACCUCCGGGUUAGAGCAAAAAAACAAAUGUGGAUAGCAGUUCUGCAGCACGAUGGCCACCUACUGGUGACGUGAUGCACUGUGCAUUCUAUGAUUAGUAUGAAAAGUGCAUUUGUUACUUGCAUUGAACACAUCAGCUCCUCCCGUUUUACCUGCUGUGCGUUAUUUGUCCAAUAGACACAUUCAUCAUUGAACCUCUUACAGAUCUCGCCUUGUUCAUGAAUAUGUCCAAUUUGUGGCCUUGUCAAACCAGCUUCUAAGGAUAGAUUGACUCAAGAUUUGUUUCCUCUUAAAUCAACUGUAAAUGGCAUAUUGGUUUGCAGAACCAUACUGUCCAAACUAUCUCCGGUCAUACCACUGGCUGUCGUUUCAUUGGAGUUACAUAGUAUUACACAAUUCCUAUUGUUUAUGCCAUAUAUUGGCCCUCAAUUUGUAUCUUAGGAAGAGAGUCUAGUUUUAUUUACCAAACCCAAUAGGCUUAGUUCUUAACUGGAUUGAUUUGACAGAAGAAUGCUUUACAUUAAGGGGUAGCUUAGUUGUUGGUUAAAGAGUGGUGUGUACAGGUCCUUGACAACCCAUGAUGUUCUCAACCCUUAAUGUAGACUUUAUCUUAUCAACAGCACCAUUCCAACCUAUUGCUUGGUUAAAUAUCAUGGAUUUGCAGUUGGUUUUGGAAUAAACAUACCCCAAAAGACAGUGAAUAGCAGUAACUGGUCUAUGGUAAGGCUCUUACAUGUGGCCCAGGCUUGCUCAUAGAAGACAUGAGUGGUUUCCCUUUAUUUUUUGUACAAAUUCUACUAUAUGCUUGAAAUACUGUCCUUACUAGGACAUGGCAUGUCAUUUUGGUAUUUCACUUCACUGGUAUGAUGUAAAGUGGUGCCGUUGCUGGAGCAAUUAAAAAAAACAAAGCCACCAUUUUGUCUCCAGUCCUUCUUGAUUCUUGCAACCAAGAUGGUGGCAACUAGGCAGAAGCAAUCCAGGGCAGACCUAAAGCAGGGACACUGCUGGUUGUUUGUUCUGCUAUGUAGACCAACCUAAGGGCUGCUCUGAAAUUGAGGUGUGAUUACACAUUGGUUCUUAAUAACAACAUAAGUGGGCAGAGCAACACAGGACAGCAGAGUAGUCGCCUGCUUUUGAGCGAACGGAGUCAUGGCACUCUCCGCAGUAGCAGCCGUUGUCCUGCACGCAUAGUGAUCACACAGAAGCCUUGAUGCACGCGGCAGGAUGUGCGCAGAAGCUGUACUGCGCAGCCAUAGAACGUGUAGGGCGGGUACUUGCAAGGUUCUCCUUCCUUUUCAUUGGUUCUAAUAGCAUAGAGUCAUAAAUGUUCCCGGGGUUCGGGCACAUUGUGUGAUUCGAUAAAGAGAAAAACAAGAAAAAAAUAUAUUUCUGAAAAACGACCAAAUUAUCAAUAUGUUCACGGAAAUGUUUAGCUAGGUAGUAACCUAAAGCAUCGAGUGACCGGAGAUAACAACAGGAGUCAGGACGGCGGUACGCAAAACUGCAUUGCCUGCUUCAUGGGUAAAUGUAGCCUUACCCACAUCAACCUGGAACCCAUGCACACAUGCUAAAGCAGGUGGAUUGGGUGUUGGAAAACAGUGGUCCCAGGUCCCCUGUGGAGGUCGAGCAUGGCUCAAGGAUUUAAUACUUGUUUUCGUAACCUUCCGCCAUUGUCGUCGGAUUCAAGGACUUUGAAUGUGCCUUCGGAUUCUGAAGAUAGUUUGGCGCACAACCUUGAAAGCCUCAUUGAGCAUAAUGACCUUUCCAACACCGUGGUUUCGCCAGAGAACAUUUCCUCGGACUUGAACUUGAGUUCAAACUUUUUCUCAAAUUCCAAUACUAGUUCUGAUUUUGUACAACAGAAAUACUAUGAUGACGUCGUUUGGCAAGAUGAGGGUCAACCAGUACAUCAUGAAGGUCAGUUUAACCACACAAGCAACAGCUUCUUUACCCCAGCUAGAGCAGCCAGUUCAAGUAAUUGCCUCUCAACUUCAGGUGCAGACCUAAACACCCAUGAUCUUAAACAAGAAUGUGACUUAUUGAACCCUUCCAUUCCGGAGGACUACUCAGAUGUUAGUAGCUGCUCAGAGUCCGAUGUUGAUAGGACAGGGCCUUCUUGUGAAAUGUUAAAACAUGGUUCAAAUGAUACUCCACUAGUUGCAGAUUACAAGAAGGAAAAUGAAUGUGCAUGGAAGAGCCCAGAAAGCAUGUCUACUUCAGAGAGUGAGGUAGAAGAGGAUCAAGAUGAACCACCGGAGAAGGAAAAGGAGACAUUCAUGCGAGAGAAUAACUACUCGGAGACCUCCGGUGCUCCAGAAAGCCUAUCUGUUUCAGAGGACGAGGGAGAAAAGGAUCAUCUGGAUGGAGAAACACAUGGGAAAGAUGAGGAGACUUGCAUGGAGCAAGAUGGUCAACACACAGAUUCUUCCUUGGGUGCCGAAGAAAGCCAGACUGCCUCAGUGAAUGAGAGAAACGAGGAACUGGAUGAUGAAGCACAGAAUGCAGAAGAGGGUUGCAUGGAGGAAGAUGAUCGGUACUCAAAUGUCAGCAACCUAGAGGGCCAAAAUGAAGGAACCAUUGUAAGAGAGAGAUUUAAAGAGAAAGAGGGGCAUUCAUUAUCCCAAGGAACUAUGGACUCGCAGGGUAUCAAUGCAUCCAACGCUCAAGAUUCUGAUAACAAGCUGAAUGAUAAUACCUGUACCCUUGAAUAUCGGGAUUCAGUUAAGGAAAAGGACUCUUUAAAGGUUGCUGGUCACGAAAAUUGCAAAAGUUCCUCUGUCAUUUGUGGAUUAGGCCUAGGGGGUAGCAAUCAAACGUUUGAGUCUUGUUUGGAAUUCCCUGAAAAUCAAUCAUUGAAAACUAGAUUUCAGGAGAUCGUUGGUAGUGGCACUCAAAGUACAAACUCAACCUAUGAGGAAAGUGCGAGUGAUUCCAUUCGUGCAAGUGGAGGGAAAGAGGAUCACAGUAGCUUUGAUUUUUUGGAGCGUUGUUUAGGUCUGAACAACUUUGGAAUUGAACAAAAGUCCUGUAUUGAAAAUGAGUGGCUAAGACCUAUGGAUGAGUCAAAUGUAUCGUCUUGUUUGGAAAAGGACCAGGCAUCCCAACAGAACCUAAUGCGCCAUAUCGAGCCACCAAACCUUGUGAGAGCUGGUCUAGAAAACACAAGAGAGACAUUUCAUAAAAUAUUCACGGCAGAUGAUGAGCAAGAACCCCCAGUGCUAAGUGAAUGCUACUGUGAACCAUUGUCAAGAGAAGAUUGUAUGCGUGGCACCGAGGGCAAUCUGGAAGGGGGGGACACCGGGUCUAUUGAUUCAACUGGGUUGAACCAGGAGAGAGGAGAUUCAACCGUUAAUAACAUUGAAGACGAGAGGGAUUUUGAGGACCAAGCAGCUCCGUUGAAAUCAUCACUGCAUAUGAAGAAAAGCAUGCACCCUAUUGUACUGCUCAGGAACUUCAAACUAAAAAAUGACACAGAUGGGGCUUAUCAGUGUGCAGCAUGCCAACAGGCCACACAAAGUAUAGACCAUCUAAUUGAGCACCACCAUUGUAACCACUCUGAGAACAAAUUCAAUUUCUGUCAGACCUGUGGUACUUACUUGACAUGUGAUUCACUAGCCAAGAAACAUCAGUGUGGUAUUAUUGAUGAAAAUGCACAACUCUCUUCUAAUAUGAAACCCCAGAAGAGAGAAUCAACCGGGCAUGCUUUUCACAAAUGUAGAUACUGCACACAGACAUUUUACAGACUGUGUGACUACAACAAGCAUGUGCAGAGCCACUCGGGUAGAACUGAACACACGUGUCAUAGGUGUGGCUCUAACUUUUCACAACGCCGUAGUCUGAACAGACAUUUACUUGAAAAGAAAUGCCGGCGUCGAAGUUCACAAGUUCCUGUUAAACAGAUUCAAACAACCCCACGUAUCAGCGUUUACAAAAAGGGAACUGUACAUCCAUAUGUCCUCCCACCAGACAGCCCCUUUGCCAAUCUUCCAGAUUGUUUUGUGAAACUAGUGGACAUUUGCAAGGAGCAUGUUUGUCGUCUUUGUGGGAAACGCUUUGCAAGCAGUGCAAAACUCUACAAGCACGGAUACAAUGUACACCAUACAAAAACUAGGUCAUAUAAUGUUCGGCCUAAGUGUCAGAACACAUACCGGUCAUAUAAGUGUCAGAAAUGCCUGAUGACAUUCAAUUAUUCAAGCAAUUUUAGCAGGCACAAGAAAAGAUGCAAAGGAGCUGAGACGAAUGAGAAAUUCAAGUGCCCUCUUUGCCCACGCCUUUUCAAAUAUUCCUACAACCGGUCCCGCCAUUUGCGCGAGCAGUGCAUUAAAGACUUUACACAGGGAAGCUCGGGGAAAGUUGAAAUGAAAUUUCGAUGCCCUUUCUGCACCACAACCUUUAGUAAUGCAUCUAACCGACAUAGACACAUAAGACUGGUGUGCCUCAAGGAAUAUAUACACAAUGGGACUUCAAGGACCAAAGCUGAACGCCAGGAAAACAUGGCCCAGAAAGAAACACAAAAGCCGCCACUGAAAACGGCACUGAAUCGAAAUGAGCCAGGUCUCAAAUGCAACUACUGUCCGGCCGUUUUUGCUUAUUCUUCUGGAAAGUACAGACACAUGAGGAAACAUAAGUUGUUUGAAAACACUGGAAAAAAGAUCAAGUUCAGGUAUUCAAGCCUAGUUCCCAUUUCUAACAAGUCCAAGGCUAGUAUUGAGGAGCCCAAAGACGGUCCACUCUCCAGUGAAGCCAGCAGCCAGCCCUUUUCCUGUCUCUUCUGUGGAAAAUGGUUCAACACUUCAUAUUCCCUGAAGAAACACAUCUGUAGUAUGCACAUGGGUGACAAACCAUAUCGCUGCCUGGAAUGUGGAAAACGUUUUGGGAAAGAAAUCCAUCUUGUCGCUCACAAAAAAGUGCACCAGCGAAGGAUACAGUGUACUGUUUGCAAGAAGAUACUUCCUACCAUUGGGGACUUGAUUCAACACAGGCAAUCUCACAUCAAAAAGGGCAUGCUUCAGUGCCCAGACUGCCCAUCGCAGUUCCAGUACCCAGUGUAUCUUCUUCGACAUAUGGCAUCACAUCACAAACUUCAGCAAGAGCAGCCACUCAAAGAGAAAAAACAGAGGCACCCCUCAAAGCCGCUUGAGUCUUUGCCACCACUCAAAGAGCAGGAAGAGGAAGAAAAGUUAGGGUGCCCCCUAUGCCCAGAGGUCUUUCACAGUGGCACAGAACUGAGUAGUCACUGCCUAAACCAUGUAUCGGAGUCCUCUACAAGUCAGUGUCCGUUUUGUAAACGCCUCUUCUCUUCCCGCACAUCUUUGGUACGCCAUAUACGCAUUCAUACAGGGGAGAAACCAUUUUCUUGUCAGAGUUGUGGAGAACCUUUUCGUCGAAAAGAGUAUCUCCAGUUGCACCAAGAAAAGUGUCCAGGUCCACAAAGCAAGCAAGAACUGCCCACUAUUAAAGAAAGUGAAGAAGUCUCAUCAAAAUCUUUGGUGACAAGAAUAAGGAAAGUAUACAAAUGUUCAUACUGUCCUCGGGAAUUUGAAAAAUUGCCCCGUUUAUUACUGCACCACAAUGGCCACAUGCAAAAUACAGUAACCCCCUGUCCAAAAUGUGGUAAAUGUUACAGACAAAGGCGCAAGUUACAUGAAAGACUUUGCAAUGGUUCAAACAUAAAAUCUAUAGAGCCAGUGAGCACUGUCUGGCAUCCUUGUAGGAAUUGUGGGAGGAAGUUUUCAAGGGAUUAUAAUCGAGAUGUCCAUGAGAGGAUUUGCCACUCUGUAAAGCCCUUGCAAAAAAACACCAGCUUUUCUGGCAACUCAAACGUCCAUCCUUGCAGGAAUUGUGGAAAGUACUUUACAAGGAGUGAUAAUCGUAAUUUCCAUGAGAAGACUUGCAACUCUGCCAAGCCCUUGCAAAACAACACCAUAGAAAUUGGGACCAGUAGCAGGGAAAAGUUGCAGCACAAAUGCCCCCACUGUCCAAGCAAGUUCAAGUACAGAAGUUUUCUCCUGAGACAUAUUGGGUCACACACUGGAGAAAGAUCAUAUCCAUGCAUGCACUGUGGUCACAGCUAUGGAAUCCAGUCACGAUGCUUACAGCAUGAAGCUUUCUGUGAUGGUGUUAAUCGGCAAAAGCCACCAAGCGCCAGCCUUGGUGAAUAUAAGUGCAAUAUCUGCACAAAAAUCUUCAUGAAAUCCCGAAACUUAAGGCGGCACAUCCUAACGCACACAGAGGUAAAGCCAUAUCGCUGUAAGGCCUGUGACAGCUGUUUCUCCAGACAUGAUCAUCUAAAACUGCACCAGAGUCGCUGCAAAGGGAAAAGACAACGUUUAGAGGUUCGCAUUGCCAAAAUUAGUCUGUCAGAUGUUGGAAUGGGCUGGCAAAAUAACCUGAACAUUACCGAUUCAGGAAAGCAACAAGGGUUUGACUGCAGCAUAUGUUCAAAGAGCUUCCCCACUCACAGCAUUAUGGCCCGACAUAUUGCCAUGUCACAUGCUAUAAGAACUGUCAGUUCAUUUACUCAUGAAAAAUCACUUAAGAGACAUAUAAACAUUGGUGCAUGUCAAAGAAUUUAUGCAAAAACAAAGCAUUCAGAAAAGCUAAAUGUUACAAGCCCACCAUCAAGAGAGACAAACCGACUUCUACAGAGGAUCCAGCUGCAAUAUAAAGACAAACGCAAAUUCAAAUGUACUUUUUGCCCUCGUCUUUUCAAAAGUGGUGAGCAAUUGAGGGUGCACACCCGCUUGCAUACAGGGGAGAAACCUUUUGGAUGUUCUAAUUGUGGUGAGAGAUUUAUCCGUAGGGACUACCUGCAGCGCCAUUUGAACAGGUGCAAAGGGGAACAUCUUGACAGAGUGCUUUGUGACAGAUGUGGUGACGUAUUUUCGCAAGAUGAACUCGAGAACCAUCAACUGACAUGUGUUGUCAAAUGUAAAUCACCUGCCCAUAGUCGAACUGAGUCCACUGCUGGCAGUCCACCAAAAGGGUUCUCCUGUGCUAAUUGCAGUGCCCGCUUCUUGUUGUUCUCUCAGCUCCAGCAACACUUUCUCAACACGCAUCGAGACGCUCCAACAAAUCAGGCUUCACCUCUACAGGAGCAGUUGUCUACUAUGGUGAACAUAAAAGAGGAGUCUUUGGAUGAAGGAUAUGGUGACACUCGGCAGAAUAGUGAUAACAAUCUCAUGUUUGAUCAAGACAGUGAUCGAAAUAAUGAUAUGAACAAACUCAUUAAGUGUCCACAGUGCAACAUCAACUUUGGAAAUAAGGGUGGAUUUGCCAGACACAUGCGUACACAUUUAGGACAGUACCCAUUCAACUGCAAGAAAUGCAAUAAAGGCUUUUGGAACAAAAACUUAUGUCGGACACAUGUAAGGAAAUGUAGACUUGUAAAGGUCACGAAAGUAGAAGUUCACACUGACUUUGUAAUUACUUCAGAGAUGGAUCCUACUCUUAAAGAGAGUGUCCUAGUCUUCAACCAAGGUUCCAAAACAACAGGCACUGGGGUUUUGCAGACUAAUUUCUCCUGCAAAGAUGACAUGAAGGAUAUAACACUACAGAAUGCCUCUGGAAAUCAAGGCAAAGGAAGAUCUUCCAAUGAUAGAAGAAAUAGUGGUCAACAAGUCCCAGGCAACAAGUACCAGUGCUCAGAAUGUGAUAGAAGUUUCACAGAUGGGCUUCUGCUCAUCAGCCAUUUAGAGGACCAUGGGCGCGAGGAGCUAGAAAGAAAAAAGAAAUUCUGUCAGCCUUGUGGUAAGACGUUUGCUAAUCCUUCAGACCUAGCAAGGCAUAUGAGAGGCCACUGGAAUGAGAAGAUAUUUUCUUGCCCACAAUGUCCACAGACUUUCCCCUGCCCUUCUGACCUUGACAUCCAUAGAACUUGUCAUGACUCAAAUAGACCAUUUGUCUGCAAAGAGUGUCAACAACGGUUUUGGACCAGUCAAUCUUUAGAAAACCAUCAAAGCCAAGCUCAUUCAAAAGAACUAAUUUAUACAUGCCAUGUCUGUAACAAGAACUAUUCAAUCAGAAGUUCACUUGUUAAACAUAUUAGGAUGAAGCAUCAAACCCAUAAGAACAUGGAUGUUGUUAUCCACAUGAAGGAAAAGGAGACAGCAGUGCAAGAGGAAUUUGACAUGGAAGUUGAUGUGGAUGGAGGAAGUAAUGAUGAAGAUGAAAAUGAUGCUAAUGAGGACAAUGACUCUGACUCUGCAGACUACUUCCCCUGCCAUGUCUGUGGGAAAACGUUCACCACAUCAGAAAGCCUUGAGGAUCACCAACGCUGUCACCUCGGUGAAAAACCUCAUGAGUGUGCAGAAUGUGGCAAGUGUUUUUUCCAGGCAGGGCAACUGCAACAGCACCUUCGGAGCCACAAGUCUGAGUAUCAGUGUCAAAUAUGUGGCAGAGGUUUUGUCUCACUCUUUGCCUUACGCAAACACAAGCAUACUCAUGGAAAGAGCCGUCAACACCGUUGUUCCAAGUGCCCGCUCAGCUUCACAGGGCCCUCGCAGCUGGCAGAGCACAUGGGCACCCACCGCGAUGACAAUUUCCCUUGUGAUAUAUGUGAUCGCACAUUCUCCUGCAAGAUGAGUCGGGCAGAGCACCGGAAAAUCCACAUUGAGACAGAGGAUGUUCCACCACCUUUACUUCCUCCAGAGAAGACUGCAUCCUCCUCUUCUACUGCCUCUUCCUCUACAAUGAAGCACCUUCAAUAUCGUUGUGGGGUUUGCGAUGAACGUUUCAAAGAACCCGAACAACUGUCUGAGCAUGGGUGCCUGGCUGCCAGAGAGCGACCUUAUUCAUGCCAAGAAUGUAAUAAGCAUUUCUUGCAUGCAUCUCACUUAAACAAGCACGAGCUCAGUCACUACCAAAUACCACAAUCGUACGUGUAUCGGUGCAAUCAAUGCCACAUGAGUUUCAACUACCGUCACAAUUUUGUCAGUCAUUUAAAUGAACACGGUGACGAUGAGGCUGCUGCAGAAGCUCUGAAAGGAGGCUCAGUGACAAAUGCUUGGGAAACUGUUUCAGAGAAGAGAACCAUUUACAAAUGCCCAAUUUGCUCUCACAUGUUUGCUCAUGCCAUAGAAUUGGCAAGUCACCUUUCCAUACACUCUGAGAACACGUUUGCUUGCAGUGUUUGUAAGUUGACAUUUCCCACCAAAAGCAAGCUUGCUGAACAUGAGCGAAGCCAUCUGACUGCUGCAACACAAUACAAGUGCACAGAGUGCGAUCAGAGCUUCUUGGGCAGUGAUUUUCCCCACCACCACUGUGCACGUCGGCAACGUGCUGUGACAGCCCAUGAACUCCCACAUCUGUCUAAUAGAAAGUCAAUGGAGGAAGAGGUGGAUGUUGGGGAGGACUUCUUUAAUUGUACUGUCUGCUUAAUGCGAUUCUCUUCUCGCGGUAGUCUCCAGCAGCAUCUAAACAAAGAGCAUCACAAUGAACGGCCAUUCAAGUGCCAGUCUUGUGGAAAGACCUUUGCUCUGAAGAGAUAUCUCAGAGACCACGAGCGAAGACAACAUAAAUUUGGCACUGAACGAGCCCACCCGACAUACAAAGCCACAGACAGUGAGAGCCAGUACAAGUGCUCAGUUUGCCCCAAAACAUUAACCUCGGCACACGACCUGUCAUUGCAUAUGAAAGUGCACACAGAACAGGAAUCUGGAGGAGACCACCGUUGUGACAUGUGCUAUAAAUCAUUCAGUCGACUGUCUCUUCUCAGGCAGCAUCAAGAAAGUCAUGUUGGACAAGUUGUAUAUGAAUGCACAGAGUGUGACAAAGCGUUUGCUUUCCCACAUCUUCUAGAGGAACAUCAAAAGACUCAUGCUGCUGGACCAUAAGUCUUUUUCCCCACCCUCAAAAUCCUCCCACUAACUAAAUGUAAAAAGACGAGUUGGACAAUGGACAUAGAAACGACCUCCUGCCUCACUGAUUGUGUUCAAUUAUCCAAUGAACUCAGUAAUGUCAUAGAAUUGUGUUCUUUUUCUGGUGCUGUUUGCAGUCAUCAAGCAAUUUUGUGUUCACACUUCCAUCUUAAUCGUUUAACGUUUUUGAUUGGCUCACAAGAUGCUUAACUGUGUUUUUACCCCAUGUCUUUUCAAAUGUUUGGCCUAAAACCUGGUUCGUGGAAAGGUUUAGAUUAUAUUUACAGAUUUCCUCCUAUUUUAACAUUUUAUAUCUGGUCAGAACUGCAGUUCAUUGAUACUAUUACCUUUCCAUAGAGCACUAAUUUGUAACAGCCUCCAUAUUCAAUUGUAUAUAGUUAGUAGUCUUAUGUGCCCUGAAUGCGAUUACAAAAGUUUCAGUUUACUUAUAUGUAAGCUUUUGACCAUGGAAUGAAUUCCUAACAAUGAUAAAGUAUAAUGGGCUGUCACUGACAGUUUUAGGAAUCCAUAUUGACCCGGUUGUUUGUUAAAGUUUUUUUGUUCUGCUUGCUAAUCUAUUACUCUGCCUAACCUUCUAAACAUAUUAUCACUUAGACUUUAAUAAUGACGUGGGAUACUUUUAGCCAUGUAUGAUCCAUGUAGCCCUUCUAAACUUUCCAAAUUCAAAACCACAGCAUUGUGUAUAUUAUGUAAAUAUGACAUGAUCGUAACCAUUUUAAGUAUUUGACAUGAAAUUUACCAUUGUUGUAAGCUAUUAAUUUUCCCUGUGUUCAGAAACAUUCUAUCAUUCAUUCAAAUGCCUUAAAUAUGUGUUUUGGAUGUAGUAGUUCAAGGGCAACAUUUGUUGACAUUUUUUCCUUAUUGGGUGUUACUUUUGUAUGAAUGGUGUUUCAAUCACAUUAAUAAACAAAAUAAACCAGUCAACUGGU
Oncorhynchus kisutch (coho salmon) is the source of this 18065-nucleotide messenger RNA. RefSeq names its product zinc finger protein 208. Gene Ontology annotation, biological process: regulation of gene expression. The record is from RefSeq and is a predicted model, not a curated record. Lineage: Eukaryota; Metazoa; Chordata; Actinopteri; Salmoniformes; Salmonidae. Gene Ontology annotation, cellular component: nucleus. The coding region runs from base 8887 to 17091 and encodes 2734 amino acids. The transcript has 4 exons.